This is a messenger RNA of Neopelma chrysocephalum (saffron-crested tyrant-manakin), 2989 nucleotides long. It is a transcript of the gene CHTF18, whose product is annotated as chromosome transmission fidelity factor 18. The transcript is spliced from 22 exons. NCBI's taxonomy places the organism in Eukaryota, Metazoa, Chordata, Aves, Passeriformes, Pipridae. The record is from RefSeq and is a predicted model, not a curated record. Bases 12 to 2873 code for a protein of 953 amino acids. Gene Ontology annotation, molecular function: ATP hydrolysis activity; ATP binding.
GUGCGCGGCCCAUGGCGGGCGCCGAGAGCGCCGAGGGCGCUGCCGACGAUGAGUUCUACGAGCGCUUCGCCGCCGAGCUGGAGGUGCUGGCAGAGCUCGGAGAUGACCCGUCCCCGCCCGCCGGCCCCAAAAUCUCUCAGUUCCGGGGCAGGAAGCAGCAGCCAGAGGAGGCCGAACCCCCCGGGGACUCCCACUGCAGGAAGAGGGAGCGGGGCUGUGCCCCCGACGGGUCCCCAGCGCCGGCCGGACCCCGCACCCCGAAGCCGAAGCGGCAGCGCCUGGAGGCCGUGAAGAAGCUCGAUUUUGGUGCAGACGAUGAGUUGGCUCCUGAUGUCUCCUGGGAUGGGGGCUCAGAGGCACCUCUUGCUCCCCAGAAUACCAGCUCCAACCAGCUGGAGAUGAGCGGCAUGACCCCCCUGCAGACCACACCACCCUCUGAAAAGAAGUGGGUCCUCAAGAGACCCCCCAUCCUGGAGGAUUAUAUCAAUGUGACCUCCACCCAGGGCACCAGGGUCUUCCUGGUGCUGAGGGAUGAUCCCUGCAGGACAGGGGUGGAGGAGGGGGUUGUUUGUGCUGUGUCCCCGCAGCUCCCGGAUUCCCUGGGCUGGAAUGCACGGAGGCCUCUUCACCUGCUGGGGGUGCCUUUCUCCUACCUGAAGGAACAGGUGGACCAAGAGCGGCUCAGGCAUGUUCAGAAGGUAUCACAGCAGCUGACAGAGAUCAUAAACAGUUGCCUUGAGAGUGAGCCCAGCACGGAGAGCCUGGAUCCUGGUGGGGACACGGAUCCUGAGGAGGAAUCUGCCUCCCAUUGCCUCUGGGUGGACAAGUUCACCCCCCGGCGCUACAUGGAGCUGCUCAGUGAUGAUUACACAAACCGGUGCCUUCUGAAGUGGCUCAAGCUCUGGGACACGGUGGUGUUCGGGAGGGAGAAGGCUGUGAAGAAGGGCAAGCCCAGCACUGCAGCUCAUCCCUCAUUCAGCCAUCCCAAGGAGCACCCAAAUAAGUGGAAAACAAAGGUCCAGCUCACAGAGGAGAUUCUGGAGGCUGAGCUGGACCAGCACAAGAGACCCAAAUACAAGGUAGCCCUGCUUUGUGGCCCUCCUGGCUUGGGAAAGACCACACUGGCCCACGUCAUCGCCCGGCACGCGGGGUACAACGCCGUGGAGAUGAAUGCCAGCGAUGACCGCAGCCCCGAGGUGUUCAAGACCCGCAUCGAAGCUGCCACCCAGAUGAAGUCUGUGCUGGGGGCCAGCGAGAAGCCCAACUGCCUCAUCAUCGACGAGAUCGACGGCGCGCCCGCGGCAUCCAUCAACGUGCUGCUGAACAUCAUCCACCGUAAGGACGUGCAGGGAGAGGGAGAGGCCGGUGCGGGCCGGAGGCGGCAGCGUGAGGGUGGGUUGUUGCUCAGGCCCAUCAUCUGCAUCUGCAACGACCAGUACGUGCCCGCGCUGCGCCCGCUCCGGCAGCAAUCCUUCCUGCUCCACUUCCCCCGCACGGCUCCGUCCCGUCUCGCCCAGCGGCUCAGCGAGAUCGCCCUCCAGCAGGGAAUGCGGGCGGACACGGGGGCACUGCUGGCCCUGUGCGAGAAGACGGAGAAUGACAUCCGCUCCUGCAUCAACACCCUGCAGUUCCUGCAUGGCCGGGGGCAGAAGGAGCUGAACAUGCAGAUGGUGCAGACCAUGAAGAUUGGCCUGAAGGACCAAAACAAGGGGCUCUUCUCCAUCUGGCAGGAGAUCUUCCAGCUCCCGAGGAUGCAGAGGCACAGGAUAGGAAUGGACCCCUCUUUGCCAGCCCAGCUCCUGGCGGGUGACGAGGACCUGUCACACUUGGGGGGUUCCUCUGGCUUCAGUUCCUCCUCCCAGCGCUUCCACCAUAUCCUGCACCUUGCCGUCUCCUCGGGGGAGCAGGAGAAGCUCGCCCAGGGCCUGCAUGAGAAUUUCCUGUCCAUGAGGGUGCGAGACUCCAGCCUGGGCUCAGUGUGCCUGGCCCUGGAGUGGCUCUGCUUCUCUGACCUGCUGGGUCAGGCUGUGCUGCACAGGCAGAGCUUCCAACUGCUGCGUUACCUGCCCUUCCUGCCCGUGGCCUUCCAUCUGCUCUUCGCGGGCUCCGCCAUCCCCCGCCUGGCCUAUCCCAGCAGCCAGCACGAGGCCCUGGCCAAGCUGACCCACAUGCAGAACCUGGUGGUGUCCAUGGUGUCGGGGAUCGCGCCCGGCGCCCGGAGCCGCGCGGGGCAGCAGGUGCUGGUGUUGGAGGUGCUGUGCCUGCUGCUGGACAUCAUCGCCCCCAAACUGCGGCCUGUGAACACUCAGCUCUACAGCCAGAAGGAGAAGCAGCAGCUGGCAGAGCUGAUCAGCACCAUGCUGGCCUACAACCUCACCUACCACCAGGAGCGCCUGCCCGAGGGCCAGUACGUCUACAAGCUGGAUCCGAAUGUGGAGGAUGUGUGUCGCUUCCCGGAGCUGCCGGCCCGGAGGCAGCUCAGCUACCAGGCCAAGCAGCUCAUUGCCAGGGAGAUCGAGCUGGAGAAGAUGAGGAGGACGGAGGCUGUGCUGCAGGCACGGAACCCGGAUCCCGGGAAUGGCCUCGGUGAGGAGCGAGGGGACACGAGGCCAUCAGGGACCCCCAACCACCGGCAGCGCCUGGAGCACAUCGUGCGGAGGGCGGCGGUGGAGGACAAGCCCGAGGUGGAUUUUUUCGGGCGGCCGCUCCAGCGCAAACAGGCGGCCCCGGCCCCGGCCCCUCAGGCCUCCAAGGAAGAGUCCCUGGAGAAGCAGAUGGGAAAGGCCGUGGGGAAGAGCGACGUGUGGUUCCGCUUCAACGAGGGGGUUUCCAACGCUGUCAGGAGGAACAUCUACAUCAGGGACCUGCUCUAGCUGGAGCCAGGAAAUCAGGGUUGGAACUCAAGGGAUCAGCUGGAUUUUGGCUUUCUAACCCCUGUGUCCAUGAUCUUUGUUUAGUUUUUUUUUUUUAUUACCGACUUAUUUUGUUU